Messenger RNA from Saccostrea cuccullata (small rock oyster), 564 nucleotides. RefSeq lists its product as uncharacterized. The record is from RefSeq and is a predicted model, not a curated record. Lineage: Eukaryota; Metazoa; Mollusca; Bivalvia; Ostreida; Ostreidae. The coding region runs from base 1 to 564 and encodes 187 amino acids. The transcript has a single exon.
AUGACGACUGAAGUUUUUGUGAUAGGACAUUCAUAUAUUCGUCGUUUGAGGGAUUAUAGCUGCACAUCUGCCGAGAUGUAUAACCUUAAAUUGGAUCCGGACUAUUUUAAGGUGAAUUUCUUAGCACGAGGAGGUUUAACUUUUACACGACUUUCUCGAUGCCCAGAAUUUAUGAAUUUUACAAAACCUCCACAAGUAUGCUUCGUCCAGAUGGGAGAAAAUGACUUAUGCCAAACAAAACCAAGAAAGGUGUGCACAGACAUUAUUUCAUAUGCACAGUAUCUACGGGAUGGUGUAGGUGUACGGACGGUCAUCAUAGGUCAAUUGCUGAGACGACAACCCUGGGCAUCCUCUCCCUCAUACAAUGCUGACGUCAUAGAUGCAAACAACCUCCUGCGGACUGAAAUUAAGAAGCUUGAGGGUAUCCAUUUCUGGUCGCAUCGUGGUUUUUGGGCGGACCUGUCCUACCUGGGAAAAGAUGGGGUGCAUAUUGAUGCAAAUUCGACUCACAUGAAAAAAUAUCUGCACAGUAUCAGGAUAGCUGUCCUUCAGCACUCCAGAUAA